Messenger RNA from Oppiella nova, 483 nucleotides. The record is from the annotation of a GenBank genome assembly. Lineage: Eukaryota; Metazoa; Arthropoda; Arachnida; Sarcoptiformes; Oppiidae.
AUGUUUAGACGAAAGAGAAGGUAUCCAAAUGAGGUGACAACACAUGAAACGAAUCCCAUUCUUGACAAAAGUGAAGCGAAAAUCAAUUCAGUGAAGGAAUACAACGAUGAGAGCAAAGAUGUGUUGAGUGCUAUGAUUGCAAAGAAUAUAUCAAACGAAUUGAAUGCCGAUAAAGAGUUACUGUUAACAAGACCUCCCAAACUGGAGAUGUCCAACAGUUUCAACAGUUUGCCACUUCUGGUCAAGAGUUUGGACGGAAACAAGGACUACAUUAGAGAGAUCGAUGACUUGGAAAGUAUAGAAAGCGAUUCCAAACUGACACUAAAUGACAAUAAAAGUGAUACCGAAGAAGUCUUGCAAGAGUUGAAUAAAUUGGACCUCGAUUUGGACGACAGGGAAAGCAAAUACCCGAUGAGGUAUUCAAGCCGUAAAAGAGGUCAGUCGUGGAGUAACUGGGAUAACAAUAUGCACGUUGAGCUCAAC